Molecule: messenger RNA, 4407 nt
Organism: Truncatella angustata
Lineage: Eukaryota; Fungi; Ascomycota; Sordariomycetes; Amphisphaeriales; Sporocadaceae
Product: DNA polymerase
Exons: 4
Coding region: 1-4407 (1468 amino acids)
Biological process (GO): leading strand elongation; DNA replication; mitotic DNA replication initiation
Cellular component (GO): alpha DNA polymerase:primase complex
Molecular function (GO): purine nucleotide binding; pyrimidine nucleotide binding; chromatin binding
Source: RefSeq, a predicted model, not a curated record
AUGUCCAAGGUUGCUGCCAGGAGGGCGAAGCUCGCCGAGCUUAAGGCAGCCAAAGCCUCGGGCAGGAAGAUCUUCGACUCAUACGAGGUCGAACAAGAAGCAGACCUCUACGAGGAGGUCGACGAGAAUCAAUACAAGAAGAUUGUCAGAGACCGUCUCAACCAAGACGAUUUCGUCGUCGAUGACAAUGGCGAAGGAUAUGCCGACGACGGACGCGAGGACUGGGACCGCGUCCAGCACUAUGACAGCGACAGCGAAGACGACAGGGUGAUUAGAGGUCCCAAUGGCAAAGCUGACAAGCGGAAGCGCGAGGAAGACAAGGCCAAGAGAGACGCCAACGACCGAGAUAUCAGCGAGUACUUCACCAAGGGUCGCACUGCACCUCAAUCUAAACCCAAGGCUGUCAAAACAGAAGCAGAUGACCAAUUCUUGGCUGACCUGCUCGGCCAAGUCGACGCCAACAUCCCCGCCCCGGUGUCUCGGGCCCCAAAGAAGAUCACUCCAGAAAGGAGGAAAGCCCGUGCUCUAUCCCCUGCCAGACAACCGGCAGCAAAGAAGGCCAGAGUUGCUGGCGCUCGAUCCCCUUCGCCUGAUAUUUAUGAAGACGAGGGCUUUGUCGCGUCAAUGGACGACGACCUGCCACCACCACAUACAGCAGCAGAAGUCCCCAUGAGCGACGCCGAGCCCGCACCCUCAUCGCCAACCGUAAAAGCUGCCGAACGGAAGAUUGCUCAAGUUAAGAUCGAGCCUGCCGACGACGAAGACGAAGACAUGAUGGAGGUCGCCCAUGCUGCUACUAUCAACACUGCCAGUGUCAAUCUGUCUGCAGCUCGGCCUAUUAGGAAGCUUGUCAAGCCGGAUCCUUAUCCUUCUCCUGCCAGCUCAUCCCCAGUCAAGCCGGCCGACACUACGGUUGAUUCGUCGUCCUGGAACGAUCUCAACAACAAACUGAAUGUCGUCAGUAGCUCACAAACUGAGUCUCGAGGAAUUGGAAAGAUCGACUACAAAGACGCCAUCGAAGAGGACGGCAGCCUAAAUUUUUUCUGGACUGACUACUCCGAAGUCAAUGGCAGCUUGUGCUUGUUUGGCAAGGUCCUCAACAAGAAGACAAACUCACAUGUCAGUUGCUUCGUCAAAGUCGACAAUGUCUUACGGAAGCUAUACUUCUUGCCUCGCGAAUGCCGUCAGAGGAACGGUGUCGAUACUGAUGAAACAGUUGGUAUGAUGGACGUCUACACCGAGGUGGACGAAAUCAUGAACAGGAUGAAGGUCAAGAUGCACAAGAUCAAGGCUUGCACGCGGAAAUACGCCUUCGAAUUGCCCAACAUUCCCCGUGAGGGGCAAUAUCUCAAACUCCUCUACCCUUACAACAGUCCUCAGAUCACCCCAGAGACUGUCGGCGAAACAUUCUCUCAUGUCUUUGGUAGCAACACCGCUCUCUUCGAGCAGUUCGUCUUAUGGAAGAACAUCAAGGGCCCCGGUUGGCUCAAGAUUAAGGACGCUGAUUUCGGAGCUCUCAAGAACGCCUCUCAUGCCAAGCUUGAGGUUCUUGUCGAUCACCCCAACAUGGUCUCUUCCAUGGCCGAGUCCGACAAUCUCGAUGCUCCUCCUCUGACCUUGAUGAGUGUUGCCAUGCGUACGACAUUCAACGCCAAGUUGAAUAAGCAGGAGAUCCUCUCCAUCAGCGCUCGCGUUUACGAGAAUGUCUCUCUAAGCGAAACCACGCCAGCGGAGAAGCUCCCAUGCAGGACGUUCACCUUGGUCCGACCAAAUGGUGCAGCUUUUCCCAUGGGCUUUGAGAAACUGGUACAAGGACGAAAGAAUAAGGGCCUCAUCAAGCUUAUGAAGCAAGAGUCAGAGAUCCUGUCUUUCUUCCUGGCCCAAGUUGAUGUCGCUGAUCCUGAUGUCAUAAUGGGACAUCAGCUCGAAGGUGUCGAUUACAGCAUCCUUCUGAACCGUCUUCAUGAGAAGAAGACCCCUCAGUGGUCUCGUUUAGGCCGUCUCCGAAAGAGCACUUGGCCGGCGUCUAUGGGCAAAGUUGGGGGUAACGUCUUUGCGGAACGUCAAGUCAUGGCUGGUCGCCUGCUUUGUGAUUUGGCAAACGAUGCUGGAAAAUCCGUCAUGCUCAAGUGUCAAUCUUGGAGUUUGACCGAGAUGGUUAGCCUCUAUCUUGGUGGCGAGAAGCGUAGAGACGUCGAUAAUGAUGUGGCUCUAAAAACAUGGGCCACUACGGCAAAUGGUUUUAUGGAUUAUAUCACUCACAUCGAGGCGGAUACGCACUAUAUCGCUGCGCUUGCCUUGAGUACUCAGAUGCUACCUCUGACCAAGGUCCUGACCAACCUCGCUGGUAAUUCCUGGGCACGAACGCUGACUGGUACUCGUGCUGAGCGAAAUGAGUACAUUUUGCUUCAUGAAUUCCACCGCAACAAGUAUAUUUGCCCUGACAAGCAAGUCUUCAAGGGCAGGCCGAAGCCCGAAGAUGAGAACGCCGAAGAGGCAGCAGACACCAAGAAGAAGGACAAAUACAAGGGAGGUUUGGUCUUCGAGCCAGAGAAAGGACUGUAUGACAAGUUCGUACUUGUCAUGGACUUCAACUCUUUGUACCCUUCUAUUAUUCAAGAGUAUAACAUUUGUUUUACGACGGUUGACCGAGUGGGUCUGUCUGAGGAAGAAGAUGCUGUUCCCGAAGUUCCCACAGUGCAAGAACAGGGUAUUCUUCCCAAACUCAUCGCUACACUCGUCAGUCGCCGAAAAGCGGUCAAGUCCAACAUGAAGGACAAGAAUGCCACCCCAGAGCAAUUAGCAACAUGGGAUAUCAAGCAGCUUGCGCUCAAGCUCACAGCCAACUCCAUGUAUGGUUGUCUGGGUUAUACCAAGUCACGCUUUUACGCCCGGCCUCUUGCUGUUCUCACCACCUUCAAGGGUCGUGAGAUUCUGCGAAGCACCAAGGAUUUGGCCGAGUCCAAUUCUCUCCAGGUCAUUUACGGCGAUACUGAUUCAGUUAUGAUCAACGCGAAUGUGGACUCUGUUGCAGAUGCGCUCAAGGUUGGACGAGAGUUCAAGAAGGCUGUCAAUGAACGAUACCGCCUUCUGGAGAUUGAUAUUGACAAUGUCUUCCGGCGGAUUUUAUUACAGGCCAAGAAGAAGUACGCUGCCAUUAACCUCGUUGAGGUUCCGGGUGGUAGGUGGGAGGAGAAGAUGGAAGUCAAGGGUCUGGAUAUGAAGCGCAGAGAAUAUUGUGCCCUCUCCAAGGAGAUUUCAUCACGCAUUCUUAACGAUAUUCUUUCAGGAGACGACACCGAAGUAUCGAUACAGCGCAUUCAUGAGUAUCUUCGUGAGAUCUCAGCAAAGAUGCGCGAGGGUGCCGUUCCCGUCCAAAAGUACAUCAUCUUCACACAACUCGGAAAAGGUCCAAAGGAAUAUCCCAAUGCCGACUCAAUGCCACAAGUACAGGUUGCCCUCCGGGACAUCGCACGUGGCAAGAAUGUAAGAAAGGGAGAUGUUAUAUCCUACGUCAUCACUGGUGAUAGCGGCUCUUCGGAUUCCGUCGCCAAGCGUGCGUAUAUACCACAGGACGUGAUGAAGGCAGACAUGGGUUUGAAGGUUGAUGUAGAGUGGUACAUUGGCAAGCAGAUUUUCCCUCCCGUCGAACGUCUUUGUGCCAACAUCACCGGUACAUCAACUGCACAGCUCGCUGAGCAGCUCGGUCUGGAUAUCCGUCGUUAUGCUAGCAACAACUCAUCGCAUAACGGUAGUGGAUCUCAAGACCUCGAAAUCCACCCCCUUGAGUCCCAGAUUCCCGACUCUAUCCGAUUCAGCGACUGCACGAGAUUGCAGCUCCGCUGCAGGAAGUGUAAGACUUCAAACGUGUUUGAGGGUCUCCUUGGGUCAUUGAAGUCCAUCACUCCGACUGGCGUCACAUGCAAGACCUGCUCUGCAUCCAUUUCUAAUCUCAGCAUCGUUGCUCAGGUUGAGACAGCGAUUCGUAAGCAGACUGCCAAGUACUACGAAGGCUGGUUGGUAUGUGAUGACCCACAAUGUGGCAACCGAACACGACAGAUGUCCGUCAAGGGUGAUCGCUGUUUAGGUCCCAACGGCCUAGGCAAAGGCUGUCUUGGCAAGAUGAGGUACGAGUUUGGCGAGCGCGAUGUGUACAACCAGCUCUGCUACUUCGCCAGCUUAUGGGACGUAGAGAAGACCAAGACCAAGGUCAGCAGUGGCGAAUCGGAUAUUGGUGACGAGAAGUUGACCGCUGCCGAGAAGGAAGAGGCCAUGGCUCUGGCGUUGCACAAUAUGGCGCGUUUUGGAACUGUCCAGGCUGUUGUUGAAAAGUAUCUGGAUAAGUGUGGGCGCAGAUGGGUAGCCAUGGAUACUUUGUUUGGCAAGUUGGGUUUUAUUGCUUCAUGA